AUGGAGGGCUGCGCUGAGGAGAGCGACGGAGCCACCCCGACCGCGAUCACGGCGGCACAACGCGUCUUAGAUGCACUGGAGAGAGUGCGGGCGGACUUCAUCAUUCGCGCGACAGUGAUGGUAUCCCUCGCGAACAACAUCCACCCUUUCGUCCCGCUCUGGUCCAGGGCCGUGCCAUUCGAAGACCCUCACGCCAACACCCCCACACAAUCGUCUCCCCGUCUCCCUCCGGAGAUCUGGGACAUGAUCAUCCGAUGCCUCAGUCCGUACUUGGACGCAACGACACUUCUUCACUGCGUCCUCGUCUCCCACGGUUGGCUGCCUGCAAGUAGGGAUGUCCUUCGCCAGUCCACUUGCCAGACACUCAAAAUCAAGGAAGCCAAUGUAUUGUUCGCCAGUGACGCUCCUACGUCACCGCCGGCUUCAUCUCUGCGACUCAAGGUACUCUCGGUGGCGGUAGAUAGCGAGGGAGAGAGCCGCUCGUCAUCCUGGAACACACUGCUCGCCUGCAUGGCUAAACGCGUCCCCACCCUUCGGAUCUUCCACAUGUCUGGUCUCGCCUUUGACUCUAGGAUUCAAGCACAACACGCAGCUGCGUGUCUCUCAGCCUUCACCCAUCUAACAACGCUGGAGCUAUCGGACAGCAAAUUUCCGUCGUUCACGCUCUUCCGUCGUACAUUGGCUGCGCUCCCCAGGUUGAGCAGUCUCACCACGAAGGACGUUUCCUUCCCCAUAUAUCCUGUCGACACCACAGCAAUAUUGCGCCCAUCUUCACGACCACUUCUGCAACACCUCAAGAUCCAGGGAGCGGAGAGUGAUUGUGGUCACAUCCUGUUACACUACCUCGCAAGCACUCCCUCAUGCACUUCCCUCAGGACCUUUGAUUUCCAUUUGUUUGAUCCACCAACUUCGAGUCCGUUCGCAUUGGUUCUGCGCACGGCUGCCCUUUCAAAACUGCUGCCUUUCGUCAAAAACCUCUACUUUGGACAUCCCUCUCACGCCGACCCAUCGUUCCUGUCUAGCUUGCUGUCUAGCUUGCGAAAUAUGGAAGAUGUCAGCCUCGAUUUUCCAGCAGCCACGACCGAGACUCUCCUUGCGAUCGCGGACGGAAUAGUGCGAGCGAACAGCACCCAUCUGUGCCGCAUCGGUUUGUCCUUGCCCCUCGUCGCCCUAACGAGCGCAUCGGGCGCGGACAUCGCCAAACUCGCAGCGCUCACUUCCGGUGCUGCAUUCGAAUGCGUAGAGCGUGCGUAUUUCUAUUUAAGAACGGAGAACCCAGAGUCGGAGGAAGACGUCGUCAUGGAACCCGAGGCCGCGGACGCAUUGGGGACGCACGUGGCGGAGAUCGUGGCCAGCGCGUGGCCUCCCAGCAGUAGACAGGCGGACAACCUGCCCGGACGACGGAGGACGCUGCUCGCGGCGACGUGA
Molecule: messenger RNA, 1428 nt
Organism: Epithele typhae
Lineage: Eukaryota; Fungi; Basidiomycota; Agaricomycetes; Polyporales; Epitheliaceae
Exons: 3
Coding region: 1-1428 (475 amino acids)
Source: RefSeq, a predicted model, not a curated record